AUGCGGUGCACCCCCGUACGAUGCAUGUCCAUGUGGGACAGCCCGGUGUUUGAACACAACCCCCUCACUCGCUACUGGAAGAAGAUGAUGGACCGCACCGGCAGCACGCUGUCUUCGCAGAGUAUUCCGCGUCAUAUACACGGCUACCUGGAAGGCUCGAACGCACGCACGGAAAGCCACAUACGAUGGUUUCCGUACAAGCAGGAGAUGACGGUAGAGGGACGGUACGUACCAACGUUUAAGGAUGUCAUAUACACCCACUACUUUCCGAAGGAAUUCAACGACGAUGAGCGGGUGAAGUACAUCUCAAUCAAAACGGGACGGUCCGAGCUGGAGGUGGCCGACGAGAUCUUCCUGAUGCGCAAGAUGAAGCUCUUUACGGCGCAGCUUCUGCGUAACAAACUGCGCAGCCGCCCUCUGCGGAUGCCGCAAGGCGUCGACUACAGUGGCAUUGAGCGACGCUACACCAUCGGCGUUUCCAAGGUGGCGCAGGCAAUGGGCAUGAGCAUGUACAGUACUAACUCCUACGACCCCGUUCUCAUGUACUCCCCCUACCUCGACAUGGGGGACUGCGUCGACCUCAUCGUGACGAAGCAGCUGCGAACUUCGCUGCAAUACCUGCUGUGUGACAUCGUUGUCCAUCGCGGUAUUCAUCGAGCUCGUCUGCCUCACGUGAAAGGCGAGCCCAAGGAGCCCUUGUGCCACAUCGAGCCUUGCCUCUACCAGUUCAUCAAGCUGCGCCUGGCAGUGUUCUCGCUCAUCGCCAAGCAGGAGCAGUACGUCGUGGAUCACCACUUUGACGGCAACCACCGCUAUGGCGGCUGCCUCAUUCACCUCUUCCCCUCCCCGCUAGACCCCGAGAUCAUUGACCACCACGUCGAACACAUCGAACUCGAUCUCGAGCUAGCGCAGACCUGGAUGAAGCACUACUACGAUCACUACAUCGCACCCCGCCGGAACGCGUAG
Molecule: messenger RNA, 966 nt
Organism: Leishmania mexicana MHOM/GT/2001/U1103
Lineage: Eukaryota; Euglenozoa; Kinetoplastea; Trypanosomatida; Trypanosomatidae
Exons: 1
Coding region: 1-966 (321 amino acids)
Source: RefSeq, a predicted model, not a curated record